UCUGCUCACCAAAGGACCUGUGGGACCCGGCCCAAGGCCCGUGGCUCGGGCACAUCACACACUGUGGGUGGCACCCGUGCCCUGCCAGGGGCCUGGCCCUGGGUUGUCAGCAUCCAGGAUCCGCAGAGAGCAGGCUCAGGGCACAUCUGUGGAGGGUCCCUCGUCGGCUCCCGGUGGGUCCUCACAGCGGCACACUGCUUCGUCGGCGCCAGCCCUGUCUCCAUCCGCAGGAACAUCAGCAAGUGGCGUGUGGUGGCCGGGGCCAGCCGCUUGUCGCGGCUGGGAGCCGGGGCCCAGGUGCGGCAGGUGAAGCAGCUGUUGGCACACCCCGCUUACAGCAGGGCCACCCAGAGCAAUGACAUCGCCCUGCUGGAGCUGGGCCAGCCCCUCCGCUGCGGGGGCUCCGUGCAGCCAGCCUGCCUGCCCGACGGCUCGCUCAGGGUGCGCAGCCUCACCAACUGCUUCGUCAGCAGCUGGGCUUCCGCCGCCGCCAAGGGUGAGCGCUCGGCGCGGGCGGGCCGGGCACGACGGGGAGCUGAGGGACCAACUGAUGUGCUCCAGGAGGCCAAGGUCCACCUCAUGACCCUCAAGCUGUGCAACAGCAGCCGCUGGUACAACGGCACCAUCCCCAGCCGCGUCGUCUGCGCCGGCUACCCCUGGGGCGGCGUCCACACCUGCCAGGGUGACAGUGGGGGUCCUCUUGCUUGCCGGGACAAGAGCAAUGACUACUUCUGGCUGGUUGGAGUGACCAGCUGGGGCAAAGGCUGUGCCAGAGCCAGGCAGCCUCGACUCUACACCUCCACCCAGCACUUCUACAAGUGGAUCCUGCUCCAGAUGGCACGGUUCCCAGCAGUGCCAACAACUCCAGCAGCACAACCAAGCUCCUCUGUCCCCAGUCAGAAGCCGAAGACCACGCCAGCGCAGUCAGCCACCACCAGGUCCUGUCCCUUUCCACAACAGAAGCUGAUACAGUUCUUCAGUCUUCUGCAGGAGCUGCUGAAUUACAUGUGGGGCAGCAAGGCUGCAGCAGCAGGAUGA
Molecule: messenger RNA, 1038 nt
Organism: Dryobates pubescens (Downy woodpecker)
Lineage: Eukaryota; Metazoa; Chordata; Aves; Piciformes; Picidae
Product: acrosin
Exons: 4
Biological process (GO): proteolysis; acrosome reaction
Molecular function (GO): serine-type endopeptidase activity
Source: RefSeq, a predicted model, not a curated record